Messenger RNA from Moneuplotes crassus, 537 nucleotides. NCBI's taxonomy places the organism in Eukaryota, Ciliophora, Spirotrichea, Euplotida, Euplotidae. The record is from the annotation of a GenBank genome assembly.
UGCUUAUGGCAAGCCUCACACCAACAUUAUGGAUAUUCCUGAGAUGUCAAAUGAUCAAGAAGAGGAUUCAACUGAGAUAACACCAAAUUUCUUCAGUGAUAUCCACAAGAGUGAAUUUGUCUCCGUUCCUAUCAACAUCAAGCAUGACAACGAGACUUAUGAUCAGAGUUCAUCUUUCAUUGACUAUAAUGAGAAUGGAUUUAAGAGCUCUCAAGAUCGUCAGAGAGAUUUUCUCUUUAAAAAUGAAGAUGUGAACCCAAGAAUUAUUGAUGAAGAAGCUAAGUGAAAUAUCAAGCUACAGCAGAAGAGAAGAAAUACCCUCAGCAGAGAUAGAGUACCUACAAGGAAAGGGCUUAGCAGAGCUAGAAGGAAAAGAAUCAAUAAUUUCGCUCCAUCAAAUAAGGGCUACCAACCUGUUGAGGCCUACGAACCUGUUAAAAUUUACGACUCAAAUUCAGGGAUUGGAAAUAUGUAUGCUUAAAUACCUAUGCACACAGACAUGAACAGCUUCUACCGUCCUAGGUAUAAUUGGUCUAC